This is a messenger RNA of Tetrahymena thermophila SB210, 1320 nucleotides long. RefSeq lists its product as hypothetical. The transcript has a single exon. NCBI's taxonomy places the organism in Eukaryota, Ciliophora, Oligohymenophorea, Hymenostomatida, Tetrahymenidae. The record is from RefSeq and is a predicted model, not a curated record.
AUGAACUAAAAUUUAAAGCAUCUUCGCUUGUUUCAUAAUAGCUUGAAUCAUAAGAGAAAAUAACAUAUUUUCAAAAUAUUUAAGAAGGAAGAGUAUAAUAGUCCCUUCGAGUUUAAGGAUGAAAAAAAAGAUAAUGAAGUUGAAUAAAAAAUUAAGGAAGCCAAGGAUUAAUUAUAAAGUUAUGGAAUCCAUAAUAUAUAAUCAGCCAAGCAAAUGGAAAGUGAGAAAAAAAAUAUACAAAUGUAAACAAUAUCAGAAGUGCAAUCUCAAUAGGAGGAUUCUAUCAAAGAGUAAAAGGAGGAAAUUUAAAUUGAAUAGGAUUAAGUAUUCUAAGAUGAACAGUAGAAUGAUAAGUAAGCAAAAAGUUAAAAUAAUAUUUCUCCAGAUGUAUAUUCAAGUCAAAAUAGCUCUCUUUAAAUUGAAGAUAAAGUUAAAUCAACAACCUUAGGUGACUUAAAUAAAAAUCGCUUUUAAUAUCAGUAAUAAUCAAUUAAAAAAAGUAUACUUCCUCCAUUUUAGCAGCUGGAUGAUGGAUUUAUUCAUUCUUAUACACUUUAUUCAAAGAAUUUAUAAUUGCACUCUCCUUUUAGAUGGACUCCUUAUAUUUAGCAUUAAGACGUUUCUGAAAGAGAAUUUUAGCUUAAAAUGAAAUAGUUUAAAAAGAAAAAAAUAUUUGAUGUUAAAGACGAAGCUGAAUUAAUUGAUACGUUCUUAUUUUAAGCCUUAAAAAACACCGGAUUUGACUAUUAUUAUGAUUAUAUAUGCUAGCCCUCAAACUCUUGCCCGUUUCAUGGCAGAAUUGAUUUCUUAAUUUAUCAUAGAGAUGCAGAAACCAAAGUUCCAUUAGUUCCAAUAUUACGUGCUCGUAAAGAAAAAAACUCUCUCGGCGAAUGGGAAGAUAAAUUCAAUUAAGCUGAGCUACUAGGAGCUGCAAUAUGGGCUUUAACGAAUAUGAAAGCUAGAGACCCUUAAAUUUCUGUAUGUAGAGCUAUUUAAACCAAUGGAAAUCAAUGGAGAAUGAUAUAAAUUAAUGACAAAGGAGAAUUCGAAAAAACUCAUAUUUACACUCCUGAAAAAGAUGAAUAUUAAAAAAUAUAUAGAGACGAAGAAGCUCAGAGCGUUGCUUUAGGUCUCAUAAAAUUUGCUUUAAACUAACCAGAUGAAAAAGAAAUAGCUCUUAAAAAGGUUUAUGAUUUUGUAGAUGAAAGGAAAUACCUUACUGAGCUUGAUCCUGAGACAAAAAGCAAAUUAGACAGAAUCCACAAAAAUUAUUUCUUCCUUCCUAAAUUUGUUAGAGACUUUUUCUUUGGUUACAAAUGA